Messenger RNA from Salvelinus namaycush (lake trout), 4908 nucleotides. It is a transcript of the gene rims1b, whose product is annotated as regulating synaptic membrane exocytosis 1b. Gene Ontology annotation, cellular component: presynaptic membrane; cytoskeleton of presynaptic active zone. Gene Ontology annotation, molecular function: transmembrane transporter binding; small GTPase binding. The record is from RefSeq and is a predicted model, not a curated record. Gene Ontology annotation, biological process: regulation of synaptic plasticity; calcium ion-regulated exocytosis of neurotransmitter; regulation of membrane potential. Bases 1 to 4773 code for a protein of 1590 amino acids. Lineage: Eukaryota; Metazoa; Chordata; Actinopteri; Salmoniformes; Salmonidae. The transcript is spliced from 31 exons.
AUGUCGACCGCCUCGGUGGGGCCCCAGGGCGGCCCUCGCCCACCCACCGCGCCGCCGACCGUUCCCGAACUGCCGGACCUCAGCCAUCUCACGGAGGAGGAGAGGAAAAUAAUCAUGGCCGUGAUGGAUCGGCAGAAGGAGGAAGAGGAGAAAGAGGAAGCCGUGUUAAAGACGCUGCACCAGCAGUUUGAGAGUUAUAAGGAGCAGGUGCGUCGCAUCGGCGUGGAGACGCGGCGCCAGCAGCAGGGCCAGCACAAGGACGACGCCCCCACCUGCGGCAUCUGCCGCAAGACCAAGUUCGCCGACGGCUGCGGACACCACUGCUCCUACUGCCAGACCAAAUUCUGCGCCCGCUGUGGCGGACGUGUCUCCCUGCGCUCCAACAAUGAGGACAAAGUGGUAAUGUGGGUAUGCAACCUGUGCCGUAAGCAACAGGAGAUCCUCACCAAAUCGGGAGAAUGGUUUUCGGGGCCAGGGGCGAGGCAGAUGAGCCUGGAUGGCGGCCUGAACGCCCCGCCCACGGGGGGUGACACCCAACGGGGGGACAGGAACCUACUCCGCUCCAGGUCCCAGGCCCCGCCCUCUUCCAGCGGUAACGCAGGGGCGGCGCCCAACGGAACGCAUCAGCCGCCAACGGUACCGGCCAAGGGAGCGUUGGACACCAUGCCGGCGUCACGCGCUCGGAGCGAACCACCACGAGACAAGAAAAGACCUGUGUCCCUCCAUGAGCAGAACGGUAAGCCCGGUGGUCCUGGUCGUGGUAGAGGAGGCCGGGGACCCCCAGGGAAGCUUCAGACCGUGGCCUCCCAGGAGGAGUUCUGUGGUCCAGGGGACAUAGACUGGCGGGACGGCCGGCACCUGGAGAAGGUCCGCUCCCAUGACUACCCCGACGGUGGCGACCAAGGAAAUCGCCCCGACCUCCGGAGACGCCCCCCGGAGGAGGAUGAGCUGGAGCGCAAGCGGCGCCAGGAGGAGGAGUUCCAGACGCGUUACCGCAGCGACCCCAACCUGGCGCGCUACCCGGUCAAGCCGCAGAAGGAGGAGCAGGAGAUGCGCAUGCACGCCAAGGUGUCGAAGGUGCGCCACGAGCGGCGCCACAGCAACAACGCCAUCAAUGAGGUGGGGCUGGAGGGCGGGGGAGGAGGGGGAGGGAACAUGGGGGAUGUGCCUGAGAAUCGUCUCCGGAGGGGCGGCGGUGGGGGUGGUGGAGAACCGGACCGCAAGGCAUCCUUGGAGAACCACCGCGCCUACUCCAUGGACAGGACCGUGGGGGGUGGUGGGGGUGGCGGAAUGGGGCAGGGACCCCAGGGAGGUCCCCCUCCCCUCAAACAGAACCAGAACCACGGACCCCUUCAACCAUCCGGUGGUGGCCUACGAACGGGCCCCCAUCCUGGUGCUUCUCACCCCCACCAAGGACCCCCUCCUCCAGCAGGCUGGGACCCCCCUAAGGGACCCCACCCCAGCCAGCUGGACCCCAAUUCCCAGGCAGCCAUGAUGCACAAGGCUAGGAGGGAGAAGUCCGGGGACAGCCUGCUGCGGAAGGACUCCCAGAGCUCGGACCAGUCAGAGUCGCUGCGGCCGCCCCCACCCAGGCCCUACAAGAGCAAACGGGGCGUCAACAAGAGGCAGAUGUCUAUCAGCAGCUCAGAGGAGGAGGGCGCCUCCACGCCCGAGUACACCAGCUGUGAGGACGUGGACAUGGAGAGCGUCAGUGAGAAAGGUGAUUGGGACUGCCAUCCUCUGGAUCCUGCUGUGUGGCAUGUAAGAAUUAAAUCUCCCCCUCUACAGCAUCCAGUGACAUGGCAGCCGUCCAAGGAGGGCGACCACUUAAUAGGACGCAUCACUCUGAGCAAAAGGUCGGCCAUGCCCCGCGAGGCAGGCUCCUUACUAGGGUUAAAGGUUGUGGGUGGGAAGAUGACAGAGACAGGGAGACUGGGGGCCUUCAUCACCAAAGUCAAGAAAGGAAGUCUGGCGGACAUUGUUGGCCACCUACGAGCUGGUGAUGAGGUACUGCAGUGGAACGGGAAGUCGUUGCCGGGAGCAACCAAGAAGGAAGUGUACAACAUCAUUCUGGAAUCCAAGGCGGAGCCUCAAGUGGAAAUAGUUGUCUCAAGGCCUAUUGGAGACAUACCAAGAAUUCCAGAAACAUCACAUCCUCCUUUAGAAUCGAGUAAGUCGGGCUCCAGUUCCUUUGAGUCUCAGAAGAUGGAGCGUCCCUCCAUAUCGGUCAUGUCCCCCACCAGCCCUGCUACCCUCAGAGCCCUCCCCGUCAUCCUGCCUGGACAGCUCUCUGUAAAGCUGUGGUAUGACAAAGUGGGCCAUCAACUGAUCGUCAACGUCCUUCAAGCCAUAGACCUGCCCCCCCGACCGGACGGGCGGCCCAGGAACCCCUACGUCAAGAUGUACUUCCUCCCUGACCGAAGUGAUAAGAGCAAGCGCAGGACCAAGACGGUAAAGAAGAGCGCUGGGCCCAAGUGGAACCAGACGUUCCUGUACUCUCACGUCCACCGCAGGGACUUCAGAGAACGCAUGCUGGAGAUCACUGUCUGGGACCAACCUAGAAUACAGGAGGAGGAGAGUGACUUCCUGGGAGAGAUCCUGAUAGAGCUGGAGACUGCCCUGCUGGACGACGUUCCUCACUGGUAUAAACUCCAGACCCACGACGUGACCUCUCUACCUCUGCCCCAGCCAUCCCCUUACCUCCCGCGCAGACACGCCUCUCACGACAGCCCCAGCAAGAAACUACAGAGGUCCCAUCGCAUCAUUGACACAGAGUUUGAUGAUACAGGUAUAGCGGUAGUAUCUGAAGGUGCAGAGCGUAACUCGAGGGAGAGGGAGAGGAACAGCACCCUGACUGUCCCAGAGCAGCAGAGACUGGCCCAGCACCGCUCCAGAUCUGUGUCCCCUCACCGCGAGGACAUAACAAGGGCCCGCUCCCGCCCUGCACACGUCCCCAUGCAGAGGAGUCUGGAUGAGAUCCAUCAGAACCGCCACCACUCCUGCUCCCCCGCUCGUUACCAUGACUCCCACGGGGAGCACCGCUCCGGGGACUCGGAUUACGAGUACUCCGAGGACAGCAACACCCUCCCUGCAUGCCUAAAGAGCAAGCCUCCCCGGGGGCAUCAGGGAGGGGGCGGUCCCGCCGCCCGUAGCGUCCUCACGCACCGUGUGCUCAGGUUCACUGAUGAGGUCACCGUUAGUGAUCUGCAGCCCAGUCUGGACCGGGUGAGGAGUGCCAGCACCACCUGCCUCAGACCUGACACCAACCUCCACUCUCCUGAUAAAGACAGAUGCUCCAACUCUCUGCCCCGCAGACAGCCCACAAGCCCCAGGAUUUUAGUAGAGCAGGCCUCCCCAGAGGAAGAAAGGCAGUCAGGGAGCCUGGGCAGACCUAACAGUCAGAGAGGUGACAGCAAGAAAGGCCUGGAGGCUGACAGAACACACACCCACAGCCCCUCCCCUCCUACGGGGACUCCCCAGUCAGGUCGCAGGGGCAGACAGCUGCCACAGGUUCCUGCCAGAAGCAGCAGUGUAGAGCAAGCUCUAGCAGUAGAGGAGCGAGCCAGACAGAUGAACAUGAAAGUACAUUCCUACCGGCCUUCAGCCUCCCAUGACCCCGAGACGGACCUCAAGACCAAACGAGAGAUGUAUGCGGAUCAGCGGCGGAGCUCUGACAACGUGUCGGCCCGCUCGUCAGACAGCGACAUGAGUGACGCAUCGGCCCUAUCCCGCGCCAGCAGUGCCUCACGCCUCAGCAGCACCUCCUACAUGUCCAUCCAAUCAGAACGCCCGCGCGGGCGGCUCAGCUCUCUGUGUACACCCAAGGGCCAGCCUCGGCAGGUUCGUGCGGCGCCAGGCCGGACCAUGCUGAAGAGCACAAGUGUGAGCGGUGAGAUCUACGCGUCAGAGCGUACCGACGGCAGCCAAUCGGAUACGGCGCUGGGCACAGUGGGCAUGGGUGGCAAGAAGAGACGCUCCAGCCUCAGUGCCAGGGUGGUCUCCAUCGUCUCCAACAGACGUAGUCGCAGCACGUCGCAGAUCGUCGGCCCGGAGGGGAAGGGGAAGAAGGAGAAGGGUGCAUCCAUCCAGAGGAGCACAGAGACGGGCAUGGCUGUAGAGAUGACCAGGAACAUGAGUCGACAGUCCAGUAAAGAGUCCACCAACGGCACCAUGAACAGCUGCAACUCCGAGGGAAAUCUGCUUUUCGGUGGGGUGCGUCUGGGACAGCCAGGCAACCAGUUCAGCGACUUCCUGGAUGGCCUGGGUCCUGCCCAGCUGGUGGGCAGACAAACGCUUGCCACACCUGCCAUAGGUGAUAUUCAGAUCGGGAUGAUGGACAAGAAGGGCCAGCUGGAGGUGGAGGUGAUCAGAGCUCGGGGCCUUGUACAAAAGCCUGGAUCCAAAUCCCUCCCUGCUCCAUACGUCAAGGUCUAUCUGUUGAAUAAUGGAGCGUAUGUAGCCAAAAAGAAAACCAAGAUUGCACGGAAAACGCUCGACCCGCUGUACCAGCAAGCGCUGCAAUUCGAGGAGAGCCCACAGGGUAAAGUCUUACAGGUGAUCGUCUGGGGAGACUACGGACGAAUGGACCACAAAAGCUUCAUGGGAGUUGCACAAAUCCUAUUGGAGGAACUAGACUUAACGAGCACAGUGAUUGGCUGGUACAAGUUGUUCCCACCCUCCUCCUUAGUGGACCCCACACUAGCCUCCCUGACUCGACGUGCUUCCCAGUCGUCAUUGGACAGCUCCUCGGGCCCACCAGGCACCCGAUCCUAGUGGACCAAUAGGACUACAGCUACCAAUCUUAAUGGACCAAUGGGACUAUGGCUAGCCUACCGCUUUGUGAAACGAAUUAACGUCACUUUAGAGAUUAACGGACAAAAAUUAUUCUAGAACAACAACAAUCAAGAA